UUCAGUUCCGGUUUGAGUGACACCAACCAAUCAGAAUCCACUAAAGCUCUACGUCACAGCCAAUCGGCUAGCGAUCUUCUCUUCUCGAAAACAUGUCGCCCAUGAAGCUGUGUGUUCCAGGUGACAAGCUGUGCAGUGUAGAAGACUGUAUUCCUGGCACAGGAGUAUACCUGCGGCAUGGUUACAUAUACUCCUCACUUGCAGGAUAUGUGCUGAAGAAAAACGAGGGAGAGGAGUUACCAGUGAUCUCGGUGGUGAGGGAAACAGAGACACAACUAUUACCAGAUGUAGGAGCAAUAGUAACCUGUAAGGUAACAAGCAUCAAUCCCAGAUUUGCAAAGGUACACAUUCUUUACGUCGGCUCCACGCCACUGAAGGACCGCUUCAGAGGGACAAUCAGGAAAGAAGAUGUACGUGCGACUGAGAAGGACAAGGUGGAGACGUACAAAAGCUUCAGACCUGGUGACAUCGUCUUGGCAAAAGUUAUCUCUCUCGGUGACGUGCAGUCGAACUACCUGCUGACAACAGCAGAGAAUGAACUGGGGGUGGUCGUGGCACACAGUGAAGCAGGUGCUCAGAUGGUUCCCAUCAGCUGGUGCGAGAUGCAGUGUCCGCGAACGCACUCCAAGGAGUUCCGCAAAGUGGCACGUGUGCAGCCUGAGUAUUUACAGGCAUGAUCGAGCCCUGCAGCUUCUUUCUUCCACAAGGAACACACAGCUUCCCCUCCCUCCUCCUUCCCACACUGCUGUCAAGCAGCCUCUCGACUCUGUUUCAGGAGAGAGCCUGGAAGACGGGCAGAGUGUUGGCGACGUCUGUUUCAAGACUUUCUUGAGUGUUUUUUUUUUACAGCUUUCCCUUUGCACGUUAUGUCAUCAUCCGUUGUGCUAGCUUGAAAACACAGAAGCAGAUCAAACAGCCAAAUUGUAAGGACAUGUUAUUAACAACGUAACCACUGUUUUACAGACAUUUUGAAGUAAAUCCUUAGUGCAACCAGCAGAAUGCAGUUUAGGCGCAGCUGUCAAACUUUUUAUGGGACCAGAGUGUAGAAAAGGUAAGAGCAUCAAAUAUUUGCACCAAAAUAAGAGAGGUGUUUUUCACUGAUGCAGGGUUCAUGUAGUCUGUAGUAUUAAGAUGAAUAGGUCCCUUGAAUGAUGGCAGUUGGGUGCACAGAUAUGAGACUUGUUAAGAAGAGACUCAGUCAUGCUCAUGUUGGAGCAAAAAUGAAUACGCAUUCUGUCUGAAAGGAAGAGGGAUUCAUGUUGUGCUUUGAAACAACAGGAUGUCAUGUUGUGCUUGAUCUUUUCUUCUAAUACCUUGUCCUUGAAUGAAAUAACAUUGAUUUAGUUGAAACAUCCUGUCCUCUCGUGCUCAUUCCUCUACUCUUCAGGAUUUCCCAGUUUGAGCUAAACUGAAGGACAAAUAUUGUCCAAACAGCAGGUUCAAAGGAAAACGACUGUGACUAAGAGAGCCUCAGUUCAAUCUGAAUUAUAACACAGCUACCACAUGCAGGACAUUGAAGUAGAUUGUGACAGUCAAUGAUUUCCUUUUGUGUUCCAGCACGUCGUCAAAACUUUACAAUUAUGAGCCAACAAUGAGACAGCAGAAAUGUUUCCGUGUUAUCUCUGCAGUAACGUGUACUCUGAUACUCCUUACUCUGUCUUUCAUCUCACAGCAGCAGAAUGUCAUUCAUGUGCAAGAGGAGAAUAAAAUGACGAUCAAAACCA
Messenger RNA from Notolabrus celidotus (New Zealand spotty), 1724 nucleotides. It is a transcript of the gene exosc1, whose product is annotated as exosome component 1. Gene Ontology annotation, cellular component: nuclear exosome (RNase complex); cytoplasm. The record is from RefSeq and is a predicted model, not a curated record. Gene Ontology annotation, molecular function: RNA binding. NCBI's taxonomy places the organism in Eukaryota, Metazoa, Chordata, Actinopteri, Labriformes, Labridae. The transcript is spliced from 8 exons. Gene Ontology annotation, biological process: RNA processing. Bases 93 to 677 code for a protein of 194 amino acids.